AUGUACCUAAUUCUAACUUUAACCGUUCCACAAAUAGUGAAGUAUCAAAGAAAGUGUAUGUUGAUACCAAAAAAUUCACUGCAUUAUUCUUUGAUUCAUUUCAGGAAGUCAAUAGCUGGUAUGAGGAUUAUACCAGUAAAAAAGUGUUGAAACCUAUUUACUUUAUUAAUGUCGCUAGAGAGUCAUUGACUAACUACUUAAGUAACCGGCCAGGUUAUGUUCGUCAAUUAAAUCCACGAGUUAGUGGGUCACGACCGAUUGUUACAGUGUUUUAUGAGUUCAAAGAAGGUAGUAGUGGUAUAGAAGACGGAUUUGUAUUUGGAGAUUACUCUCACCCUUCGGGACAGCAUUACUGGUUAAGAUGGCCAGAAGUUGUAGAUGAGUUCAUUUAUUUUUCUAAGCACUUCAUAACCAUUCCUAGUGUUGGAUGGGUAAAUUACUUACAUCGGUUUGGAAUACCUGUUAUGGGGACAUUAAAUCUUGACGAGUUGGGCGGUAUAUACUCCGAUAAUACUCUAUUACAACGCGAUAGUUCAGGGCAGUUUUUAUUGGUGACAAUUUUAACUACUCUCUGCCAAGUAUUCAACUUCGAAGGCUGGCUAGUUCACCUUGAAAGCACCUUCACGAGCCGCUCAAAUUCUAUUGUAAAUCUAGUAAGAGCACUACGGAGUCAUGUAAGACUACAUGUAAAAUGCGGAAGAGUUAUCUGGUAUGAGUCUUACGUUGCAAGAUCUGGGAAGUCUGAGCAGCACAGCGGUGUGAAUCUUCAGAACUGGCAAUUCCUUGACGCCGCUGAUAGGUUGAUAACCAACUGCUUUUGGAAGGUUGCAAAUCUUACGGAAACCACGCAGAAUAUUGGGACCCUAUACAUGCAAAAUAAAGUUUCAUGGGGUUUGGAUUCUUGGGGUCGAGGUGCGAAGUUGUGCGGUAGUGGAUUAGCUUGUGAUAUUGCAAUAAAUGCAGUAAAGAAAGCCAGUAGUAAUAUAACGCUAUUUGCGCCAGCAUGGACUUAUGAAAACUUCCAAUAUAAUGACUUCCCAGAUAUUGAUGACGAGUUCUGGGCUAAAAUAUCCAAAAGCGUAAAGAGUUCCGAUGAUGAUAGUAAAGAAUUUGAGGCUGUACCUUGGUAUAUCAACUCUGACAGUGUCUCAUUCUUAACUCUCUUUUCAACAGGUUCUGGUUCAUUUUUCAAUUUUAAUGGUACUAUUGUUUCCUCGGAUAAUUGGGUUCAUUUAUCUUUAGCAACUCCGAUGCCAAACAAAAAUGAUUUGAUAAGAUUAAAUACGUCAGACGCUUUCAUUGGAGGAAACUGCAUUUCGAUAAUUAUUCCGAAGUUCCAGUCUGAAGGGAUUAAUAUCUUCAAAUUCGAUCAGUAUUUUAAGGCAGGUGUUGUGGAUAAGUACCAAUUGAAGGCUCGAGUAUGUUAUAAAGGCGUCAUUAAUGGAAUUCUGCCUUGUUUGGUUAUUCGAUGCUAUGUUAUAAGAAGGGGUAAAAUGGCGGGCCAUCUGAUUAGGGUGAAGGAUCUAAGUAUCCGCAUAUUACUCAACCCCAUUGAAAAUUGGGAGUAUAGGGAAGCCGCAAUAGAUAUACCAACAAUGUCAGUUGCAUAUAAUGAGGAAAUCCUCGUUGAAAGCUGUGAAUUAGAAUGGACUAUAGCAUCCUUUGAUGGAACGGAUUUAGGCAAUGAUCCUUGGCUUAUUGUUCCAAAUGAGGUAGAAAUGAAUCAAAACAUUGCUAAACUACCACUAGCUGCUAAUAGUAGUAUAUCCCUUGGGCUAUUCUCUAUUGAAAUUGCAGAAAAAGGAACAAAAUCGGUCAAAAAUAGGAGCAGAUCCCAGCUUGAGGAUAGCAAUACUAUUUUAAAAUGGCAAAACUAUGAGGAUGCGUUUAUGUGGAUUGUAAUGGAUGCAGGAUUUUUCAAGGGUGUGACAUUCGUUAACUGUUGGCCAACAUUAUCCACGAAAAAUAUUCAAAUAUAUAAGGUUCAACGUAAUGGGGAAAUAAUGGAAAUGCGAGUCUAA
Eremothecium sinecaudum is the source of this 2021-nucleotide messenger RNA. RefSeq names its product HBL378Wp. The record is from RefSeq and is a predicted model, not a curated record. Gene Ontology annotation, cellular component: cytoplasm. NCBI's taxonomy places the organism in Eukaryota, Fungi, Ascomycota, Saccharomycetes, Saccharomycetales, Saccharomycetaceae. Gene Ontology annotation, molecular function: mannosyl-glycoprotein endo-beta-N-acetylglucosaminidase activity. The transcript has a single exon. Gene Ontology annotation, biological process: protein deglycosylation.